This is a messenger RNA of Daucus carota subsp. sativus, 2505 nucleotides long. RefSeq names its product exocyst complex component EXO70A1. Gene Ontology annotation, molecular function: phosphatidylinositol-4,5-bisphosphate binding. Lineage: Eukaryota; Viridiplantae; Streptophyta; Magnoliopsida; Apiales; Apiaceae. Gene Ontology annotation, biological process: exocytosis. Gene Ontology annotation, cellular component: exocyst. The record is from RefSeq and is a predicted model, not a curated record.
AGACAAAACAAAGAUUGGGGGACUUUUCAAGUACUAGUGUAAUAAUCAGGCAAACAAAGAGCCGGCCAAACAGUUCUCUAACAUCAUCCCUCAUUUCGCUCAUUACAGAACACAACUUGGUGGAAUCAACUGCUCACCAAAAGGUACUAAACCCUAAUUCAACUCUACAUAUUCCUUGUUUUAAUUUUCAGUUGGUCUUUACAUAUACAUACACAUAUACAUACAAACUGUUUGAUUAUGGCGGCGACGACGGUGGAAGGAGAGGACAGAGUGUUGGCGGCGGCUCAGCAAAUCGUCAAGAGUCUCAACACAUCGAAAGCGUCGACUGAUGAUAUGUUGUUGAUCUUUUCGAGUUUCGAUAAUCGGUUGUCGAAUAUUACUAGUUUGAUUUCUGAUCCGAGGGGUAGUAAUUCGAGAGUGGAUGAUCGGUUUGAGGAGGCGGAGAAGGUGAUUCUGAGGUGGGAUUCGGGUGGGGAGAGGAAAGGGGACGGUGAUCAGAACCGGUGGGAGGAUAAUUUGACUGAGUACUUCGAUGCCGUGGAUGAGGUUAUUCAGUUGACUGAGGAGUUGGCGAUUGGGGAGAAUGGGAAUGAUAGUGAGAUUGCGGAUCGUGCUGAGAGUGCGCUGCAAUUGGCUAUGUCCAAAUUGGAGGAUGAGUUGAGGCAUAUUUUGAUUCAGAAUACGGUCACUCCUGAUUCCGAGAAGCUUCAUGGUUCGAUACGUAGGGGUUCAAUGUCGUUGUCGUCGAUGUCGUUUGCGGAUGGUGGUGGUGUUGGUGGUGGUGGUGGGGAUGCGGAUGGGGAGAGUGUGGGGUUUGGGAGUUUUGGGGAGGAGGAUAGGGGGAGUGAGUAUGGGCAUGAGAGGGGGGCAAGUUUGGGAGAUUUGAGUUUUGAUGUGAUUGAGCCGGAGUGUGUGGAGUUGUUGAAGGAGAUUGCGGAUAGGAUGAUUAGGUCGGGGUAUGAGAAGGAGUGUUGUCAGGUUUAUAGUAGUGUGAGGCGGGAUGUCUUGGAUGAGUAUAUGUCGGUUUUAGGUGUUGAGAGGUUGAGCAUUGAGGAAGUUCAGAGGAUUGAUUGGAAUUCGUUGGAUGAGAAGAUGAAAAAGUGGGUUCAGGCUAUAAAGAUUAUGACUAGGGUGCUUUUGGCUGGUGAGAAAAGGCUUUGCGAUGAGGUUUUUAGUGAGUCUGAACUUAUUAGAGAGGUUUGUUUUAUUGAGACGGCUAAAGGGUGUGUGAUGCAGCUUUUGAAUUUUGGUGAGGCUGUUGUGAUUGCGAGAAGGACGUCGGAGAAGUUGUUUCGUAUACUUGAUAUGUAUGAUGCGCUGGCUGAAGUGGCGCCGGAGUUGGAAGUGUUGUUUGGUGAUGAAUCCGGAGAAUUGGUUUGUAUGGAGGUGAAGGGAGUAUUGACUGGACUAGGGGAGGCUGCAAUUGGGACAUUUGCGGAAUUUGAAAAUGCUGUUAAGGGGGAGACCUCUAAGAAACCAAUACAAGGUGGAGAGAUUCAUCCUAUGUGCCGGUAUGUGAUGAAUUAUGUGAAACUACUUGUCGAUUACAGUGAUUCGCUGAAUGGGAUUCUAGAGAACUUUGAGGGAGAAUCAGGUCAUUCAAAUAGUGAUGAUGGCAAUUCAGAAAGCAUGACCCCAAUAGCACAGCGUUUGCUAUCCUUGCUCACCACCCUUGAGUCGAAUCUGGAGGAAAAAUCGAAGCUGUAUGAAGAUAAUGCAAUGCAGUACAUAUUUCUAAUGAAUAAUAUCCUAUAUAUAGUGCAAAAAGUAAAGGAUUCGGAAAUUAGAACUAUUUUAGGAGAUCAGUGGGUUCGAAAAAGACGUGGCCAAAUUCGGCAGUACGCCACUAGCUAUCUGAGAGCUGCAUGGAGCAAGGUUUUGUCUUGUCUGAAAGAUGAAGGAAUUGGUAAUAGUGCAAGUAAUGCCUCCAAGAUGGCACUUAAGGAAAGGUUUAAAAAUUUUAAUGCAUGCUUUGAAGAUAUCUAUAGGAUUCAAACAGCGUGGAAAGUGCCUGAUGCUCAACUUCGUGAGGAGCUUCGAAUAUCAAUAUCAGAAAAAGUUCUUCCAGCAUACCGCUCAUUUAUGGGGAGGUUUGGAAGUCAACUUGAGAGCGGCAGGCAUGCUGGAAAAUAUAUAAAGUACAAUCCAGAGGAUUUAGAGAAUUACUUGUUGGAUCUAUUUGAAGGUACACCUGCCAUCCUGAAUCACAUGAGAAGAAAAGGCACAUAGGCCAAGAUCCUGUAGGAUUUUAUCCUGCUCUGGUAAAGAACCACAUAGAAAUACUUACUGCGGUAUUCCAGCUUGGUGCUUUGCUUCUUAUCUUGUUGGUUUAAUUUUAUCACAGUUUUUUUCCUUGUGAAAAGUAGUCAUAACAUUAUCUGUUUACUAUAUUAGUAUUGUACAUGCAUUAUAAAACUUAUGUGAGAAAACUCAUUAUGGUUCUUACGCUUAUAUCAUAUGAUUUGCAUUAGUAAAGAAGGCCUUGUGAGCAUGAUGCUUUAUGUC